Molecule: messenger RNA, 3408 nt
Organism: Gadus macrocephalus (Pacific cod)
Lineage: Eukaryota; Metazoa; Chordata; Actinopteri; Gadiformes; Gadidae
Gene: gzf1
Product: GDNF-inducible zinc finger protein 1
Exons: 8
Coding region: 629-3187 (852 amino acids)
Biological process (GO): regulation of transcription by RNA polymerase II
Cellular component (GO): chromosome; nucleus
Molecular function (GO): DNA-binding transcription factor activity, RNA polymerase II-specific; protein binding; sequence-specific DNA binding
Source: RefSeq, a predicted model, not a curated record
AAAUACAAUUGAUAAUAAUGGAUACCAAUUCCAGAAACAUAAUUAUUUUAAUAUAAAUGAAUUCAUUUAUUGCUGGUUAGUGAGCACAUAAAAUACACCAUAAGAAAAGAAAAUGCCAACUUCACAUUUAAGAAAGACUACUGGGGGCAGUUAAUUUCAACAUCACCAUAAGUGUAGCCACUUUUUUCUUCACAUGUGAAUUGGAAUUCGAGUGGCCUAAAAUAUUCCCGUAGGCCAAUUUCGACCUAAGUGUUGUUUCACACUCGAGACGCUAGAGGUCGGCAAUACCCGCCGUCGCGCAAUGACGUCGGUUAGGAAGAGUGGAGUCUAAUUCAUUUUUAAACAGUGCUGUCUUUUCCUAUGUUCGAAAUGAAGCACAUUUUCAUCUCUCCUUGACCCGAUGACGUUUUCCUCAAAGGUUAAGGAAAGGAGGCAUAAAGGUUAGGAGAUUUGAGCUUCGUAGAGGCCCCUGUUUGUUUGUUUUUUUACCACUGUCGUGUUUGGGAUUGAUUUCGCUUCAGGAAAUACCGUCUGCGACUGCGUGUUGCUCACGGUACUAGCUCGGGCGAAUUGUGAAGAGUAAAUUGUGAAGGGCUGCUAUUUUACCGAGCUUACGCACCCAUUCAACAUGGGCGACAGUGUGGUCCAGCUGGCCUCCAAGGGUCACCAUGACAACAUCCUCUCCUCCCUGCACCAGCUGAGGCUUGGCGGGCAGCUGGUCGACAUCACGGUUCAGGUCGACCACCAAGGGGAGAUGGAGGUGUUCCAGGCUCACCAAGUGAUGCUCGCCGCCUACAGCGGCUACUUCAAGAGGCUGCUGCUCUCCCAGGACGCGGUGCCCGACAAACUGUUCCUCUCCAACAUACGCACGGCUAACUUCUCCAAGUUCCUGGAGUUUGUCUACACGGGCAAAGUGGAAGUGGCCAGAGACAAACUGGGCGACGUCCAGGAGGCCGCCCUCCUGUUGGACUGCAAGGACCUCUCGGAGGUCUGCGGCAAGGCCUUGACCGCGGGCGCACACCCGCCAUCUCCGGAGGCAUCAGCUGGUGUAGACACGGAGCAGAAAUCCCCCGACACCAACGCCACGAGACAGCCCAGACAGGCCCUGAAGAGGAAGCGGCCGCUGAAGAGCACCAGGAGAGACGUGGGCGGGGGCCCGCAGCAGGCUAAGAAGAAGCCGGCGAAGGCCAAAGAGUCGGUCAAGGAGGAAUCGGAGGUCGCGGCGCCCGACGAGGAGGGGGCACGGCGGGUCAGCAUCAGGCUGGCGGGUCGGAAGAUCCCCGUGGGCCUGUUAAAACACCGGGACAUGACCGACGAGGACCCGGAGACCACGGACCCGGACAGCCCCUCGGAGGCCGAGGAGAACCGCGCCGUCGAAGGGGCCGUCGCUCCGCCAGAGAGCCCCGCCAACGACAGGAAGAAGGCCAAACCCAAGGACGUGGAGCCCAUCGCGGCGGCGGCGGUCGGCGGCGGCGGCGAGGAGAUCGAGGGCGGGGGGGAGGUGCGCUCGCUGGACGUCGACCCGGACCUAGCCAUGUACCUGUCGGACGAGGAGGAAGAGGGAGCAGAGAAGAGGGCCAAGAGGACCUCCAAAGCCCAGUUCCAGUGUGGCAGCUGCCAGAGGACGUUCCACUACGCCCGGAGCUACGUGAAGCACAUCAGCACUUACCACGGGGUGAAGGCAGAGGUGACGUACCGCUGUGAGACCUGCCAGCAGACCUUCGCCAACCGCGGCAACCUGAAGAUCCACCAGCAGCACGUGCACAACGACGAGAGGCUCUUCUCCUGCCAGGUCUGCGCCAAGACCUUCAAGCGCAAGAAGGACGUCAUCCGACACCAGCGGCAGGUUCACGAGGGACGCGGACAGCGCCACAUAUGUCCAGAGUGCGGCAAGACGCUGAGCUCCAAGACGGCGCUGUCGCUGCACGAGAGGACCCACACGGGGGCCAAGCCCUUCCAGUGCACCGAGUGCUCCUCCAAGUUCAGCCAGAGCUCCGCCCUCAAGAUGCACCAGAGGACCCACACGGGAGAGAAGCCGUUCGCCUGCGACCUGUGCGAGGCCAGGUUCACCCAGAAGCAUAUGCUGUCCUACCACAAGAGGUCCCACACGGGAGAGAAGCCCUUCAUGUGCGAGGCGUGUGGGAAGAGCUUUGCGUCCAAGGAGUACCUGAGGCACCACUCCAACAUCCACACGGGCUCCCGGCCCUACAAGUGUCAGCAGUGUGACCGCGGCUUCGCCCAGAGGAACUCCCUGCACCAGCACCUCAAGAUUCACACAGGCGAGCGUCCCUACAGCUGCAAGGACUGCACCAAGCAGUUCACCCAGCUCAACGCGCUCCAGAGGCACCAGCGCAUCCACACGGGGGAGAAGCCCUACAUGUGCGGCCUCUGCAACCGCACCUUCACCGACAAGUCCACCGUCCGCAGGCACACCAUGACCCACGACACGGACGCCCCCUGGAAGAACUACCUGGUGGUGCUGCAGGGCAACGUGGAGAGCAAGAAGCCCAGACAUUCCUCCAAGGGAGGGAGCUCCGGGGCAGGCGAGAGCCAGGCCAAGGUCGAGGCCGACGGCGGAGGCAGUGAGGCCAACGGUUCAGAAGAAGCCAAGGCCGCGACCGAGGUCCAGACCCAGGCACCCGCCGAGGCCAUCAUGGUGCCGGGCCAGCCCGUCACGCUGCCGGCCGACUGGGCCUCCCACGGCACCAUCGCCCUGGUCAGCCACAGCUCCAUGGGGGGGAUCACGGUCAUCCACGCCGAGAUGCCCCCGGGCACCCAGCUCCAGCCCAGCGUCAUCUCCCUGGACGGCGCCACCAUCGCGGUCCCCUUCUCCCUGGCACACGCCAUCACACCCAUGACCACCACAGUCGUCACCACCACCGCAACCGCGACCACCUCAGACUCGCUCGACGCCUCGAUGUCCGAACCCGCCUUGGCGCUGACGGAGCUGUCGGAGGGGCGCGUGGCACUGCGGACCGCGUGCGUACUGGAAGCCGCCGUCUCCCAGACCCUCCUGGCCCCGGGGUCGGAGGUCGGUCCCGGGGAGCCGGGCGUUCAGGCCGAGGUUCCCUGCGAGGAUCAGUUUGCGACGGAACAGGCGGAGGACGUGCCGAACGACCAACCGCUAAAUACGGAAGAGGCGAGCGUCGACGAACACAAGGACUCCUCGGUAGCACAAGAUGUUUAGAACGGAUUGACUCAAUCCAAGGGACAUCACUUCUGGGUUCUUUCCAUGCGUCGGCAACUUCUGAAUUAUAAUUAAUCACUUGGUCUCGGUAGGAAAUCAGCCUUGGUUUAUUUUAAGCCGUACCUACCUUCACAGGUAAAGCCUCGGAUUUAUCUAAUCUACUUUCGGUCCGACAUUAAAUAAGCAAUCAGUCAUCUAAUUUAAUAAAAACAAAAACCUUA